AUGAGCAUACGGCCCCCGUUUGUUUGCCUUGGGCUGGGCUGCACGGCGCGUGGCUCCGGAACGAACAUGGGGACUUUAUUGUCUUCUCAGGCCCGCCAACCUGCCUUUGGCUGCAUGCAUGCCAGAGAGAGGAGGGCUAUUACAUAUACCUGGCAGGCCCGUAGUCUACUCGUUCGAUUCCUGCAGAGAUCCUUCGCACCAGACAGCGAGAUGCUCGGAAUGCUCCUCUCCGCGGUGGUGCUGUUGUUGGCCUCGGCGGUCCAACCAGUCGCUGCCAACCGAUCGGAAGAUAUGCCCAUUUGCGACUACUAUGCCAGGAACAAGUACGGCGAAAACAACAAGACCACUCAGCUCAAGCUCAUGGCGAGCAUCGUCGCGCUGGCCUACGCGGGGGGCAACGGGCUGAAUGCCAGCCACUCGGACAACACAGGCAUUUUCGGAUACGGCUCAUUUCAGGAGAAACCCGUCCGUCUGGCUGGGUAUUUUGAUGGAACCAAGCAAACUGCCAACUUCAACGGCAAUCCAUCGGCGCUCAACUUCCUCGACGGCGGCGGCGUGAACCCCUUGACUGAUUAUCUCAAUGGCAGUUCCUCCUUGAUUCCCGACAUUAAGCAAGGUACCAAUCAAUAUACUCUUUUUACACAUUGGUAUGUUGCCUUUGGUCGCAUCUAUGGAUGCAGCAAGGCCGAAGAGUUUCUCGACAAAAAAUACAGAACUCUCACCCCAGCCUACGUUCACAAAUACAUGAACCUCCAGAAGCACGAGAUUGGGUAUUUCAUUCACCAGCUCAUCCUGGCUAGCUCGCAUUUUGGCUUCGCUGCCCAAGACGCCGACACCCUCGAAACAUUGAUGAACAGCCGGUACAACCUCAAGUGCAAGGCCGCGGAAAACGGCACUCUCACCUCCAUCUGCCUGAACAACAACUGCCCGCUCGCAGUCGAUAAACCCGACUGCAAAGCCUAUGACGACAUUAAACAAUACGCUGGGGAGAACACGGCCCCGCCAACACCCGGCGCCACGGGCACCUCGUCUGCCUCGCCGCCCAGCGACGGCGGAAAGUCUGACCUCGGUGGCGGUGCGAUUGCAGGCAUUGCCAUUGGCGCGUUUGCCGGUCUCAGCCUCAUCAUCGGCACCCUCUGGUUCUUCUUCCGGAAGAGGCGCGGCGACAGCGACGCCGCGCAGCGCCCCGACAGCCUCGCCGUGUCGCAGACGACGGGCGGCUACCACAACCCGCCGGCCAUGUACUCGCCGGCCAUGACGACGCAGACCCCCUUUGAACAGGGUAGCCCGGUGACGACCUACGACCCGAGCCGCCAGAGCCAGUUUACCUUUUUCUCGCAAGGCCGCGACUCUCACGUAGCAGCCAGCAGCCCGCCGCCGCCGGGCUGGACCGAGAUGGCGCCGCAGGAGCUCGACGCCGCGGAGCUGGGACCGAGCCGGCCCACGUCACCGGGACUAGGCGCCGUAAGCGGCUCGCAGACAAAGACGGGACAGGGCCCCAUGAGGGGGAGCAAAAGCCAGGGCACGGACGUUGAGAAAAUGGACAUUGACGUGUAG
Molecule: messenger RNA, 1557 nt
Organism: Cordyceps militaris CM01
Lineage: Eukaryota; Fungi; Ascomycota; Sordariomycetes; Hypocreales; Cordycipitaceae
Exons: 5
Coding region: 1-1557 (518 amino acids)
Source: RefSeq, a predicted model, not a curated record